AUGCCCCCUCCGAGGACCUGCCCGCUGCCUCGCCUUCCCCACCACUACAAGAACUUCUCAAGCCUCGAGAUCUUGAAGCUCGACGGCGUCAAUUUGACCGACACCACCUUCAGGAUCCUGGUCUCCAGUUGCAAGAUCCUGAGGACUUUGGACGUUAGGAGAUGCCCUGACCUGAAGAGGGUGGUGGUCAUCGGAUCAAAGAUUGAGACGCUGACUGUUGUCGGGUGCGACAAGGUGAAGGAGGUCGCUGUCAGGUCCAAGAUACUCAAGAAGUUCCAUUUUAAGGGGUGGUUCGCCGAGGAGUUUGCGUUCAAGGGGGUUGAGGAGCUGGAGGAUGUUUUCAUGGCGUCCAACGGGCCGGAUCUUGGGCCGCCGGCGAGUAACUGGGCCGUGGCGGUCCGUGGGCUUCCACGUGUCAGGGUUUUGACCCUAUGCAGUGCUUCCCUCCAGCAUAUAAUGACUUCAGACCCUAAUGUGAUCUGGAAAUUCGAAUCCCUGCAAUUCUUAAAAGAGCUACAACUCCGUAUGUUUUGUCUGAGCGAGGAAAACCUCAUGGACAUCUACAAUUUCUUCAAGUUAUGCUACUGUCCUAACUUGGAAAAGCUCUUCAUUCGGCUUCCGAACAAGAAGAAUGAUCCUUACAUGGAGAAUCCGUUGCAAAUAAUGAUGAGCGAGGCCCCGAUAUUGUGUGAUCUUGCAAAUUUGAAGACGAUAAAGGUUAAAAGAUUCAGCGGUGGCCGAUACGAGAUGCAGCUGGUGAACUUCCUCCUGGCGAACUGCAGGAACCUGGAGAGUUUGAUUGUGCAGGUUUCUCCUCGAGAGAUGAAUCAGAAGGAACCUGGCAAGCUCGUCUGGGACAUUAACCGUCACAUGACGCAGUGCUUCAGGGUGAGGAUUGACCUGAUGGCAAUAUCGUCCAAAAAUGUUAAGAUUCAUGUGGUGAGCAAAGAUGAUGACGCUCGCGUUCGUCCGACCCAUGAAGGCUACUUCACUGCUUCUGCCGCUGCUGGUGAUCAAUAAUCUCUUCUUUUUAGUUUGUUUAAUUUACAGGCUUUCGUUGUUAUUGAGUCCUGAAGAUCUGAUGCGAGUGCCUCUUGUUGUCGUCGUUGCU
Molecule: messenger RNA, 1111 nt
Organism: Asparagus officinalis (garden asparagus)
Lineage: Eukaryota; Viridiplantae; Streptophyta; Magnoliopsida; Asparagales; Asparagaceae
Product: F-box protein At2g39490-like
Exons: 4
Coding region: 1-1020 (339 amino acids)
Source: RefSeq, a predicted model, not a curated record